This is a messenger RNA of Polistes dominula (European paper wasp), 376 nucleotides long. RefSeq names its product cytochrome P450 4V2-like. NCBI's taxonomy places the organism in Eukaryota, Metazoa, Arthropoda, Insecta, Hymenoptera, Vespidae. Gene Ontology annotation, molecular function: oxidoreductase activity, acting on paired donors, with incorporation or reduction of molecular oxygen; monooxygenase activity; iron ion binding. The record is from RefSeq and is a predicted model, not a curated record.
AGUGAACGACAACAUUGUAGUACCAAAAAAUACUGAAGUAUUUUUUUCGACAUAUUUUAUGCACCGAAAGGGUAAAUAUUGGACGGAUCCCUUACGAUUUAAUCCUGAUCGUUUUCUUCCGGGAAAUUAUGAUCCGAAGUGUUUCAUUCCAUUUGGUUCUGGGAAACGAGUUUGUAUAGGUAAAUUAUUUGCCAUGGCACAAGUGAAAACAAUAGCUGCUAGUUUAUUGAGAAAAUUUACUGUUGAAAUAGAUAAUCCAGUAUCAGUUGAAAAUGUCGACGUAAGCUUUUGCAUUACUUUGAAACCAGCUGAAACUAUACUUUUGAGAUUUAUCAGACGAUAAUAUUUAUUAUUUUUGUCAGUACUAUGUUCCGAA